CCAUCUUUAAACCACAAAUCAUCUCCCAAAAUGGCUACAACUCUUCACCAAGUCAUGACCCUCAUUCUCCUCUUCCAUGUCAUCAUCACCGUGCUUGUGGCGGGACGUGAUAUCCCAAACACAAACCUCAACAAACAUGAAGUUGCCAAACACCCCGAGUCACUGAUCAACCAUGACCGCGGUUACCUAAUUCCAGGUGUUGGACGCGGUAUUAAGCCUAAGUGCAAGGACGGGUUUAACCCAUUUACCUACAACCCUAUCACUGGGGGCAAUAACGGUGGGAUCCUAGGCGGACAUGGUGUUCCUAGGUUUGGUGGAGUUGGUGGUCGAAGCUUUGUGCCGGGUGGUGAUGACACGUUUGUUCCGAACCCUGGUUUCGAGGUCCCGAACCCUGGACGUGCCUCCACCGCUCCCGGUCCAAUUAGUAAUUGAGGGUGUUCUAGGUUUUGCUAUGUAACAAAGAGUGAGUCUGGUCAAUAAAACCUACUGGUGUAGUAUUGUUUCCUUGGUAUGUAUCAUGUAUGAAUGUAUGAUUGUAGUUGCAAGAUUAAUGGAAUUAAAUUGCUUUUGGCCGGUUGCAACUUA
This is a messenger RNA of Helianthus annuus (common sunflower), 585 nucleotides long. Its product is annotated as putative cell wall protein. The record is from RefSeq and is a predicted model, not a curated record. NCBI's taxonomy places the organism in Eukaryota, Viridiplantae, Streptophyta, Magnoliopsida, Asterales, Asteraceae. The coding region runs from base 31 to 432 and encodes 133 amino acids. The transcript has a single exon.